GUUUGCAUCCGUUUGCAUUCUGAACGAGGCCAUGUCCGUCUGAGGGAUGGCAUCUCAAACUCCAGGGGCUACUGGACGAAGAGCCCUUGGAUGGCUGUUUUUGGGCCUCCUGGUGGUGUGGGAAAGAGUCCAUUGCCAUGCUUUUUCCGCGCUGUCCAAAGCUCAAAAGCAUAAGGUCUGGAAACAAUUGCGGGAGUUGAAGGAAGAGGAAGCUCAACUGAAGAAGUUUAUGAAGACAUUGGCUUGGCCAAAGUUGACUUGCUUCCAAGCAUUCGGCAAGACAUACAACUUGCCGUUGCGUGACCGGACUGCGAGCAAAUCCCCUUCAGCAGCUGAGUUGGGGUACUUGGGUGGUUUCUUUGACGGCGACGGGUGCGUGGCUCCUCAAAACAAUUUGUCAGGCUGUCAGCUGAGAAUAGGACAACUGGCAGUCAAUGCCAAGGUGCUCAUCCUGUUUCGGCGCUUCUUCGGAGGAGGCAUAGGCAUUCAGAGACCAGGCAUUGGAAUCCAACAGCCACUGCUGCAGUGGGUGAUUUAUGGUGAGAAGGCUAGAGCUGCAGCAAGGCAACUGUGCAAAGUUUGUUUGAGCAAGACCGAGCAGCUGCAGCUGGCCAGCAAUUGGCCGGAUGACAAAGAUAAGCGCCAAUUGGUCGCAGACAAGCUCCGCGAGCUAAAGCGGUGCCCUCCCAACAUUCCAAAACAAUCAAGGUCUUCAUGGGCGCACUUGGCAGGGCUGUUCGAUUCAGAUGGUUGCAUUCGUUUGCUCAGCUCACAGAUAUCUUUGUCGCUCAGAAUUUCGCAGAAGUAUGAAGCUCUUUUGGUUCGGAGCAAGACCUUUCUCAAUUCAAAGCUUGGAACACCGAUUGCAAAGGUCUAUGCACUACGAGCAGACUAUGUGUUACAUGUCGAUGAUCAGAAAGCAGUGCAGGUUGUACUCAACAAGCUAUUGAAUGCUGGUUUGACCGUCAAAAGCCCCACAGCUAAGUGCGCACUGUCUCUUCGUGAAGACAACCAUGCCUUAAUUCGAGAUCAGAUAUCUAGCACCACCACUGGCAAUCAGGGGACGAUACACCAGACUGGACGAGCAAGGCUGCAAGCGUUCUCAGCGGAUACAGCGUCUUCAGACUAUGAAGUGGAAAGUUCAAAGGAGCAAUGACAGCGACUUGGUGGUGCAGCUCGAGCGCAAUAUCACUGGCCUACAGCUCCAUCAUAAGAUAGAGAAUGUCAAGACUAGCCUCCAUCGUCGGACUGAGGACAUCCAGAAGUUGUUGUGUCAAGGGAUCUCGGCAUCUCGAACGACCGAACGAGCCUUUGGACGACGGGCUGUUGGACCACUCCUGGGGCUGCUCGCACUCCUGGUGGUGUGGGAAAGAGUCCAUUGCCAUGCGUUUUCCGCGCUGUCCAAAGCUGAAGAGCAUGGGCUCCGGAAAGAAUUGCGGGAGUUGAAGGAAGAGGAAGCUCAACUGCAGAAGUUUAUGAAGACAUUGGCUUGGCCAAAGUUGACUUGUUUCCAAGCAUUCGGCGAGACAUACAACUUGCCAUUGCGCAGCCGGACUGCGAACAAAUCCCCUACAGCAGCCGAGUUGGGGUACUUAGGUGGUUUCUUUGACGGCGACGGGUGCGUGCGUCCUCACGCCGAUUUGUCAGGCUGUCAGCUGAGAAUUACACAACUGGCAGUCAAUGCCAAGGUGCUUAUUUUGUUUCGACGCUUCUUUGGAGGAGGCAUAUGCAUCCAUAGCCAAGGCAUUGGAAUCCAACAGCCAGUGCUGCAGUGGGUGAUUUCGGGUGAGAAGGCUAGAGCUGCAGCGAGGCAACUGUGUAAAGUCUGUUUGAGCAAGACCGAGCAGCUGCAGCUGGCCAGCAAUUGGCCGUGCGAUAAAGAUGAGCGUCGAUUGCUUGCAUGCAAGCUCCACGAGCUAAAGCAGUGCCCUCCCAAGAUUAAAAAACAAUCAAGGCCUUCAUGGGCACACUUGGCAGGCCUGUUUGAUUCAGAUGGUUGCAUUCAUUUGAGCCAACGGAUGUCUUUGUCGCUCAUACUUACGCAGAAGUAUGAAGCUCUUUUGGUUCGGAGCAAGACCUUUCUCAAUUCAAAGCUUGGAACACCGAUUGCAAAGGUCUAUGCACGACGUGCAUGCAAGUGCCAUGAUUUGAUCAUCAGUGAACAGAAAGCAGUGCAGGUUGUGCUCAACAAGCUAUUGAGCACUGGAUUGACCGUCAAAAGCUGCACAGCUAAGUGCGCACUGUCUCUUCGUGAAGACAACCAUGCCUUAAUUCGAGAGCAGAUAUCUAGCACCACCACUGGCAAUCAGGGACGCUACACCAGACUCGACUUGGAAGGCUGCAAGCGUUCUCAGCGGAUACAGCGUCUUCAGAAGAAGAAGCGCCAAGCUCAAAAGAGGAAUGACAGCGACUUGGUGGCGCAGCUCGAGCGCAAUAUCACUGGCCUACAGCUCCAUCAUAAGAUAGAGAAUGUCAAGACUAGCAUCCAUCGUCGGACUGAGGACAUCCAGAAGUUGUUGUGUCAAGGGAUCUCGGCAUCUCGAACGACCGAACGGGCCGUUGGACGACGGGCUGUUGGACCAUUCCUGGGGCUGCUCGCACUUCUGGUGGUGUGGGAAAGAGUCCAUUGCCAUGCGUUUUCCGCGCUGUCCAAAGCUGAAGAGCAUGAGCUCCAGAAAGAAUUGGGGGAGUUGAAGGAAGAGGAAGUUCAACUGAAGAAGUUUAUGAAGAGGCUUGGCCAAAGAGGCAUAUGCAUCCAUAGCCAAGGCAUUGGAAUCCAACAGCCAGUGCUGCAGUGGGUGAUUUCGGGUGAGAAGGCUAGAGCUGCAGCGAGGCAACUGUGUAAAGUCUGUUUGAGCAAGACCGAGCAGCUGCAGCUGGCCAGCAAUUGGCCGUGCGACAAAGAUGAGCGUCGAUUGCUUGCAUGCAAGCUCCACGAGCUAAAGCAGUGCCCUCCCAAGAUUAAAAAACAAUCCAGGUCUUCAUGGGCACACUUGGCAGGGCUGUUCGAUUCAGAUGGUUGCAUUUGUUUGGACGCCUCAGGGAUGUCUUUGUCGCUCAGAAUUUCGCAGAAGUAUGAAGCUCUUUUGGUUCGGGGCAAGACCUUUCUCAAUUCAAAGCUUGGAGCGCCCAUUGCAAAGGUCUAUGCACUACGAGCAAAAUAUGUGUUACAAAUCCGUGAUCAGAAAGCAGUGCAGGUUGUGCUCAACAAGCUAUUGGAUGCUGGAUUGACCGUCAAAAGCCGCACAGCUAAGUGCGCACUGUCUCUUCGUGAAGACAACCAUGCCUUAAUUCGAGAUCAGAUAUCUAGCACCACCACUGGCAAUCAGGGACGAUACACCAGACUGGAUGCGGAAGGCUGCAAGCGUUCUAAGCGCAUAUGGCGUCUCCAGAUUAGGAAGUGGAAAGCUCAAAGGAGGAGUGACAGCGACUUGGUGGUGCAGCUCAAGCGCGAUAUUGCUUGCCUACAACUCUACCAUGAGAAAGAGAAUGUCAAGACUAGCAUCCGCCGUCGGACUGAGGACAUCCAGAAGUUGCUGCUUGAAGGUGCCAAAUCAACCAAACCCCAUCUAGGUAAUAUGCUUCAGCUUGAUCUUGACCUCAUCCGUUCCCCACAAGAGAAAAUUGCUGGCACGUCACCUGUCGAAUUGGGUGGGUGCAGGAGGUUGGUCAAGCCGCAGUCAUCGAACCCCCUGCCCUUCGGGAAGGGAUAUUUUUCACCGCCGGCCGAUGCAGAAGGAUUUCCCCACCAGGAAGAAGAGUUUCGGUUUUCGGGCGAAUGUAGAGGUGGUUGA
Durusdinium trenchii is the source of this 3794-nucleotide messenger RNA. Lineage: Eukaryota; Dinophyceae; Suessiales; Symbiodiniaceae. The record is from the annotation of a GenBank genome assembly.